Rubroshorea leprosula is the source of this 761-nucleotide messenger RNA. The record is from the annotation of a GenBank genome assembly. NCBI's taxonomy places the organism in Eukaryota, Viridiplantae, Streptophyta, Magnoliopsida, Malvales, Dipterocarpaceae.
GCGGGUUUCUUCUUCUUCCUCACCCCUGCAGCUCCCAAAAAAGAAGCCCAAGCACUGACUUCCAUUUCUUGAAAAAAUCAGCAAAAGCUUAAAAUUUUCCCUUCUUUUCUCAUUAAAGAGCAAAAUUAGGACUUAGAAAUCUUCCCCCCCCUGCAGAAAAUUUCAGAUCUGCUGUGUUUCUUCCCCUUUGUCUGUCCGCUGUUCUGCUGGGUGUGAAUCCUUCGGGAAUUUCGGUAAGAACCAGCUUCAAGUUCAUCUCUUUAGCUUUAAUUUGGCUUGGGUCACUCUAAUCCCUUUUGUUUCUUGCAAUUUUGUGGUAUUUUUCAUGAUUUCUUCUCCAGUCUCCGUCGGUCUCCAUACCCGCCAACUCCGGUUUUGGCUGCUGGAAAAAUUCUGGAAACGAAGUCAAGGACAAGGAAAAAUGAGGGGACUGACGAGUUAAAAGGCUAGGCAUCUUGUAAAAUGAACAUAGAUUUUAGAUAUAAAUCAUGAUCUUGUAAGCUAGACUUUAUUUGAAGAUUUUAUGAUAUUAGAGCAAAUUUUAAAAUUUUAUCUUCAGAUUUUGUGGUAUCAGAUUGUGGUAUGAUAAAGUUCAGAGCCUUGUGCAUUUGUGGGACUCUCUCACAAGUGUACGGCAUCUAUCGCGCCUCGAAUUUGGGUUUUGAGGCUUGACAUGCAUGAAAGGAGAGGGUCAUUGGGAAAUUUUUUUUUUUUUUGCUUUUUAGAAAAGUAAGCAGGAUGCCUGCAUCCAGAUUCCACAC